Molecule: messenger RNA, 2613 nt
Organism: Diachasma alloeum
Lineage: Eukaryota; Metazoa; Arthropoda; Insecta; Hymenoptera; Braconidae
Product: growth hormone-regulated TBC protein 1
Exons: 7
Coding region: 303-1367 (354 amino acids)
Source: RefSeq, a predicted model, not a curated record
CCACAAUGAUGAUUAAUUAUAAUAAAUUAACACAUUAUUGAGAGAACAAUAGCCAGUAGAGGAAGAUGAGAGUAUAAAUACGUACCUGCAAGGGGCCACGAACAAAAUAACAACUUGUUUCACUGAAUUCAGCUCAUGCGAGUGAAUUUCUGGAGAAUUUCCUCAUUUCAGAGUGAAUGACGGUAUCAACAGCUGACUGAGGAAAUUCCUCCUUUACUUACUGAAGUCACUUUGAUAUAUGUAUCUAUCAACAUCUGUCACUGAGCCCCCAGCCCCCCUUCGGCGGGCUGUACUAGAUAGGUAUGUGUACGUGGUUCAGUUCCACUGACAUCGCUCCUCCCACUCAGGGCAUGGCCAGUUCAAGUUUCAGCAAUGUGGAUGAGUACGGCUUCGAAAGACCAUCGGAUUUCGACUACAGAAGUUAUGAGGAAUUUAUGUCAGAGUACCUAAAAGUCUUAGCUAAAAGAGCUAAAAAAUGGUCGGAGAUUAUUGGAGAAGGAAAAUCAUUGGAGCGUAGUUUAUCAAUCAAACGAUAUGUUCGCAAAGGCAUUCCAGGAGAGCACAGGGGAAUGGUAUGGCUAUCUGUCAGCGGAGGCGAAGACUUGAAAAAUGCUAAUCCCGAUCUCUAUCAGAAGCUGCUCAAUGGACCUCAUAACAGUCAAAUUGCUGACAUCAUCAAGACUGAUCUUCCUCGAACAUUUCCAGAUAAUAUAUUCUUCAAUAAUACUGUCAAUCAUCAGCAUCAACUCUAUAAUAUUUUACUGGCUUUUGCGCACGAAAAUCAAACUGUUGGCUAUUGUCAAGGACUGAAUUACAUAGCAGGAUUGCUACUGUUGGUAACAAAGAACGAAGAGACAGCAUUUUGGCUACUGAAAGUAUUAAUCGAGAAGAUAUUACCGGACUAUUAUACCCCUACGAUGGACGGAUUGGUGACAGAUAUCGAUGUUCUUGCUGAGUUGGUUAGAUUAAAAAUACCGGAUGUGCAUCAUCAUGUUACUAGUUUAGGAUUGCCAUGGGCUGUUAUAACAACGAAAUGGUUUAUAUGUUUAUUUGCCGAAGUACUGCCAAUUGAGACAACACUUAGAAUAUGGGAUUGCCUAUUCUACGAAGGCAGUAAAAUAAUAUUUCGCGUAGCUCUCACUCUCAUGAAACGAAACAAAAACAAUUUAUUGUCGUGCCAGGAUUUUGCAUCAUUGGCAGACUGUUUCAAAGACAUUACGAAAGACAGUAUAGUGUUGCAGUGUCAUGAAUUUAUGCAGAGUAUUUUUAAAGUACCUGGAUCAUUUCCGAGAGCCACCAUAGUGAAAUUACGCACUAAAGUAUCACAAGAACGAGAAUUACAAAAAAAACCGACACUGGAGCGGUAGUAUUAACUCAAAAAUCGAAAUUGAAUUUAUACUUUUACAGUCUAGUCACGUUUGCAUCAAAAUAUUGUUCCUGAAAUAUUCAAUUCUAUCACAAAGAAUGACUUUGUAUUUGAAAUAACGAAAAGAGAACGAAAGAAAAUUCUGUCCAUUACGAGAGCUCAUUCAGUGAUUGAAAAUCAAUGCUCGUUAGAUUAGAAAAAGUAUUAAUUGACUCUCUACUGAACAAAAUCGCUGGAUCGAUGACUAUUAAAUUGGGAAUAAUGACCAAUUGAGAAGAACAUUUUGCCAAUUGAUAUGAGGCUUCAGUUUAUUGCUACCGAUUUAAUAAUAAUUUAUAUUUGAAAAUAAUCUGAUGCAGUGUAUUAACGUCAAUUAUUUACAUGUCAGUAGUUUUCCUAAUUAUGUACAACGAACAUCCAAUGACAUUACUUCUCCAGCAUAUCCUUCGCCUCGUUUACUUUGGCAGCUAUGUAGGGGGAUCCCCCUCUGUCAGGAUGAUUGGCAGACAUUACUUUUUUGAAUUGUUCUUUGAUUUUUGCCUUGUUGGCUGUGGGGGAGACACCCAGGAUGAGACUGGCUUCCCUUUUCGUCAUUGUCGGCUCAAAUCCACCCUUGUGGUAUUUACUAUUAGCUAGUGACUGUGAAAUAAAAAAAAAUCAAGUCAUUAAUUCAGGUUUACGUAUUGAUAAAUGUUUUAUUGUCUGUAAUAAAGGGAAAUGGGAAAUACAUAAUACGCAAUUAACAAUAAAUAUAAUUCAAGCAAUUACUGAAUCGAGAUUAAUACCUGGGAGUCCAGCUUAGGAAGUGAUUUGAGAGCCUCAGACAUCUUUUUAGACAGAGUUGGCAUGGAUCUAACAAUGUAACGACCCCCAAAGCCUACAAUGGCAAUGCCAACACCAGCAACAAUAGCUGUACUCGCCUGAAAAUUAAUAAAAAUUACUAGCCAUGAAUUCACUCAAUAAAUCAUGAUUCCAGUGGGUUCUUUACUCUUCCACGAUAUUACAUGAAGCUGAAACUAGCAGAAUAUUCGUCAGCGAAAAAUUCAAUUUAGGCGAUACUUGAGUGUAGGAGAGUGAAAUAAUCAUGCAUACAAAUGUUUUUCAAGUGCCAAAGAAUUUUUACAUUACUUAAAAACAUUUGUAGACUUCUAGAUUCACCUAAGACAAAUUUUCUGCUGUCGAAUCUUUCGCUAGUUUUGCUAGCAGAGUAUUCGUCAGCGGAAAAUUCAAUUUAGGCGAUAUUUAAG